AAUUGGCAAGAAUAAUAUCGUAGGUUAGGUUAGGAAACUGGAAAUCGUUUAGCCUGCCUGUUAAAAUUUCAAGCAAUAAAAUGAGAUUUUCCACGAAUAUUAGGAAUAAUGAAAUGCGUAUAGUGCAAAGUUUAUAUCAUAAGACGAUACUUGUUUUCUCCAAGAUUGAAAUCAAAUAAAAAUGUCAAUAAAUUUCUCCAAAUUGUUAAGUGUUGUGUUACUUGUUUUUGAUAAAUUAUAAGAUAUGUGAUAAUUUUUAUUUGGAAAACAAGUGUUUGAUAAAGUUUUCAAGAUGAUGGGCUUAUUAACGUUUUUAAUUAUUUGUUUUGUUGUGUAUUGCAUUUGUACAUGGAUUAUUCCAAGAUUUUUGGCAUGGCUUGUAAAAAGAAAAUACAAAAUAGAUUUACAAGUUGGCCAUAUCUCACUUCCAUACUUUAUUGUACGAGAUGUCAAUAUUUCUACAAAUGGUUUCACAAUCGAAAUUGAAGAAUGUAGUGUACGGAGUAGUCUGUUUAGCAGUGAGGUAGCUAAGCUGCUAUCUGUAAUGCUACGAGGUGUGCGGGUUAAUAUAGAUGUUCCUGCAGUCUUGGUCAAACAUAAAAAUCGUUCAAAUAAAGUUUUGGAUUUUCGAAAUACAAAGAUUCCAUCAUUUAUAAUAACAGUUGUACAAUUUUUGGCAAUAAACAUUGAAAAUUUGAGCCUUUUGGCUCUUGGAAGUGGUUGGUUAGGCAAUGGCAGUACUGAGACUCUUAGUCUUGAUGGCAGUGUUGUACAUGGAGCACGAACUCUACUUGGGACUGCAACUAUUGUUAAUGGAACUAUGAAACUGCUCCGUCAUGCAUCAGAUGCAUGUUUGGCUCAAAUUAAUUUUGCAGGUACCAUUGAGGGAACUCUAAGAGCCCAAGGAGAAUUAUCACUUGAGAAACUGUUUAUUGGAAUUACCCAAACUGAAGGCUCUGGAGGUGUUGGUCUUCUACAAUUUCUGAAGGAUAGGAAAUCAUUGGCACCUGAAACCCUGAAUUCUACAGCACCUAAGCAAUUUAGCGAUGAUGUUUUAGCCCGAUUUGCUCCUAUUUUACCAAAGAACUUAUUAGUGAAGUUAGGUAGUUCUUCUAUAAUUGCUGGAAGAGAAGAUGGUUCUCAUUUAGGUUUAGAAUGUACAAUGAAGAGUCUACAAGUCAAUGCAAAAUUCCAACCAAGUGGGCCUAAUCUUUAUUUAGCCUUGAAUAUGGACGGAAUAUCUGUUCGUGGAAAGCUUCCAGUAUUAUCAUUACGGUCUCUAUCAAUAGAAUCAAAGAUGGAAGAGAAUAUUUUGAAAGUUGCUACACAGUUAAAUAAUCUAUCAAUGACUUAUGAUUAUAAGGAUUGGGAAUCAAUUUUGACAAGUAGUGCUGAGGAUAUUCUUAGGUCCGAUGUUAAAACAUCAUCAAAGAAUUCCUUUGCAUGGCUACAAGUGCAUACCAUCACAGAAUUAUAUGAGGGUUCAUUAUUUAUAAAAUUACCGGAGGUACAAGAAACGUCCUGUACUGUAACACAUGUAAAAUUUUGCAUGGAUAGAUUGACAGACAAUGCUGACGAAUGGAAUACAAGAUUAACUCUUGAAUCGCUUUGUUGUGCAUUUAAUGGCACUAAUGCCAAUGUAUCCGAUGCAACUCAUAGGUGGGGAAAUCCUCUCUCUAUUGGAGUGUUUCUUGCAACUACUCGCAAAAAUGCUGUAGGAAUUGCUAUUGACGCCCUCAGAACUGAGUGGAGCUUGGAAUUAGCAAAAUUUCUCGAACGUGGAUUACUGUAUUAUAAUGAGCGGAAAAAAUCCCGAGACUCAAGGCAUAGUAGGUUUAACGACGAAACUACACAAUUAAAUCUUAAAGUUUCCAAUUGCAACCUUUUCUUCAUUGCAGAGAAUGAAUUGGCAAUCAUGGUACGUCUCGAUUCGGCAACUUUGGAACGAAGUGUUAAACGCUUCGUCGGUGUAGCGGAAGGAGUUUGUGCAAUAACAUUGAAUAAAAAUGAACCAAUCGUAUGUCAGCAUGCACAAGCGUUAAGUCAUCCGUUUUUAGCAGUUAGAAAAUGCAAGACUGCUAUUACGCCUACCGCUAUAAACGUUAGUCUAGAUGAUACCAACUUGGCCUGGAGUCCCAAUUUACACUUACGUCUGUUGCAAUUAUGGAUCGAGUCGGCAGACUUCCGGGCUAUAGCUUUCCAAAAGAAAAUGGUCUCUGUUAUGGAUGAUAAGACCAAAUCAAAGCGGCCUUUGGAUAUUCUGUGUACCGGUGGAAUUUCUUUAACCAUUGACAUUUCUCCACGUCACUUUUUGGAACUGUCUUCUGAUCAUUUGAGAUGGUCACAAGGAGAAUGGCGACUUAAUUAUCUGCGAGCUGCCUUGGACAUGGCUGACAUAAUCACGAUCGAAGGUUUCAAAUUGGUCAGAGUUGCGGACAGCGAGGAAGUCAGGUUGGAGCGACAGCAUAACGAUGGAUUCGAAUUGGAAUGGAAUGAAACCUGGGCGUUGAGCAUCGAUUUGGCGAAGGCCUGUUUCCCGUACGAGCAUAAAUUUCACGAAGCUAUCCAGAGCGAAUUAUUCAGUUUGCGAAAGUGGCUGAAAGAGAUUCAUUCGUCUAAAUCACCAAAGGAAAAACCGCUACCUUGCGAUCUAGUCAUAAAAAUAAAGGAGUGGAUAUUCGAGGUGAGCGACGAUCCAUUCGAGGUCCGUCUGCGCGACAAUUACGAGCUGUUGGAAGAUGAGUACAAGGAAAGUCUGAAACGUCAAAAGAUGCUGGACGCCAAAGUCCAAGAACUUUGUCGAGCUCAUCUCCUUCUGCCUCAGGGUAAAGUUGAGGAACUGUACACUAGCCUAAACAAAAAGAACGCAGAGAUAUACGUGCAGCGUUGGAAACAAAUGCAGCGUGCAGGCCCAGCGCGCACUCGGCUCUUUGCCUGGACAAUGCUUGACCUGGAAAUAAUCGCUCUGGCCGAUCCAUCAAUUCACGGUCUAGAACGCGCUACGCGCACCAUUCAAGAAAUGGAUUCGGACUCUCCGUGGCCAGAUGAUGGUCUAGAAUUCAACACGCUUUGGGUCAGAGGUAUUUCGCUGAAAUGUCUCGAGUGGAAACUUCAGCUGAGGGACUUCCCGCAGCCACUGCUUCUGGUCGAGGCUCUGAGUAUUUGGGGCAGGUUGGCAGGGGCUGAAGCGCUUGCACCGCCUAGAGCUAGGAGGACUGUGAGGAUCGAGGUUGGCGCACCAUGGGACGAUAUCGUCAUCGAACGGGGCAUGACUUCGCUGAAGUACUAUCAUGAUCUGAACUGGGAUAUACGGAAAUUCAGAUACGCCUUUGGUCCUUGUUGGGAGCCAGUAAUAGCUCAGUGCAACUUGAGCUUCGAAAAAAUAGUACACCCGUCGCGUGAUCCGAGUCCACCGCUGCCUUUCUGGGACAAAAUGCGCCUGAUACUCCACGGUCGUAUAACUUUGUGCGUUAAACAGUUGACAGUUCUGCUGCACGCAUCGCUUGACCCGUACAACACGACCGAGGAGAUGGAGUUGACCUGGUCUGAUCUGGCACUCGACUGGACCCCAGGCAAGAUCCUAGUUAAGGGCGAUCUGGAUGUGUAUGUACGCACCGCCAGCAAAUACGAUGAUUGCCGUCUAUUGCAUUUACCCAAUGUAAAGUUGAGCAUUAAACUCGCUUGGGUUUGUCUGGGUGACCCACGAGACCAUCAUGCUGCGCUACCCUGUGCGCCUGACAAGCUCCCCGAGUACACGAGUAACCAACAACAUGAUUCGUUCCGUGCCUUCAGAUCUCAGAACCUCAACGUAAUCCUCGCGCUCGAAACGAAGCCCACGGGUUCUCCAACGGUUACCAGUGCCCCAACAGCGAUCCUCUACGGCAGCACACUUCGGUGGUUCGAGAACCUAAAAUUCAUUCUCUCCGGAGCAACACGUCCGACACGAAAAGGGCCUCUAUUUCGUAAUAUCAGACCUCGUAAGAAGCAACUUAGUCGUCACUACCGCAAGAUUCGACUAGCCCUAGGUUUCCAUCGCUUCCACGUGAGCUACUGGAUGUCCUUCGCGAUGCAGCGUGGCUUCGAAGUCACUGGCGGCCGUGUCGCUCUCAGCUCCGAACACAAUCUCACUCUGCACCCAAUCACCGACGGUCUGAUACACCGUCCACGUGCCGAAUGGUCUAUCGUGUACAUGACCUGCGAGCUUAGCGAUGCCGAAAUUUGGCUUAAGAGCGCAUUGCAGGAGGAAGAGGAGAGCGCCUCGCUUAGGCAGCCGGUGCAAAAGUGCUACUGUCUGAGCGUUGCCAGGGUCAGCUAUGGAAGAGAAGCAGUGGUAGCCGGGAUAAGCAACGACACGCCAAUCCACCGCCUGGUCGUACACGACCUAAAGGGUGCGUGGACGAAGACGAACCGCGACGUUGCCUUUGCACUUUUCGACUCGUUUAUCAAAACACAGCAGCUGAAGAAGAAUCUGUCGACGGCGGCGUUGAAAGGUUUUCACCGCGAGAACAGCUUGACGCCCCACAAGAACCGCGUGCGUGCCAUGGAGAGCCAGAGCAGUACGCCGACGAGCCAAGUGACGCCGGUAUCAGCCUCAAAACAACAGCCUCAGCAGGGUGAAGCCGCCGGUAUGCUACAAAGACUCAUCGCUGAGGCGGCUAAUAAGCCUGUUGCCUUCAGCGACGACAUGUCCGUGCAAACCAGGGGUCAACAACUCAGAGGACUCGCUGCUUGUAAUCAUGAUGACGUGCUGCAUAAAAAUUGGCUGAUCGCUCUAGUCAACAGUCAAGUAUUACUAAAGGGUAUUGAAACUAGAGGCUACGUCAUUCUGUCGGCAGCCAAAGCGGAAAUUCUCCAAAGAGUCCAUCGUCCUGUUUGGAAAGAAAGAACUCUCAUGUCUAAAACAACUUGGGUCGGCUCUUUAGAAUGCAUGCAGUACUAUGCCACAGUAAAUGCAAAUAUCGAUGAUAACAUUGACGACAACAUAAUGUGGUUGACAUUGGAUAAUAUCCAGGAAAAAGACUCUACAGUGAUUGCCGGCUUACCGGACGUCCCAGCCCUUGUGGGCUCAGGUCAAAGCGUCGGCGGGGUAGUAAGUCAAACCGUUGGGGGAGGCGGUGGACCCCAGCACCAGUUGCAGCGCAUCGUGUCGCGCUGUAAGUGCGAGUUCUUUUACGUAGGCUAUGGUCAAGCUCUGGAUUCAGGCUCUCUUGACGAAGUACCACCCCCUCCUGGCGAGGACAUCAGUCCCUGGGAGCGCAAGGACCUAUCGGCCGCUGACGCUUUCACUUUGAUGCAUCAUGACCUUGACGUCUGUACAAAUUCGCUGCAAUAUGCUAUGAUCCUGGACAUCGUUAACAAUCUGUUACUGUAUGUGGAGCCCAGAAGGAAGGAGGCUUUGGAGCGUUUGCAGCGCAUGAGGUUUCAACUUCAAUUGCACACUGAGGAGGACCAGAAGCGCCCGAUCCAAGAACGUCAGAAUAUUGUGCGUGGUCUGGUCUCCAAGCUGCGUCGCCUCGAAAAGGAGACAUAUCUCGUACAGAAAGCCCUGCUUGAGGAAUCCAGUCCCGAAUUACUAGCUGAAAUCGAGCGUUUGGAAGCCCGAGUCUUCGAAUGCAAGGAAAAACUAAGCGCCAAGGCGGAUGAACUCGAUGUGAUGCUUAGCUGUUACAAAGAAACGACUGCUCCGGCCGCGGCAUCCACGACCCUCAAGGACAAGCCCGCAACGGUGGCCCGUGCGGCUGAAAUUUGCUUUAAGCACGCUCAGUGGCGACUUACGGACGCGGAUGGACAACUCGGUAUCGCAGAUCUCAUAUUGACGAAUUUCUUGUAUACGAAGACGAGUAAAACCGACGACUCGGUGGAUCAUCUAUUGGAGUUAGGCUACGUGAGGAUGACGAAUCUGCUGCCCAAUCAGGUUUACACAGACGUACUUACACCUACGGAGUUGCAGAAUAAUAUGCCGGUGGAUAGGCAAAGGGCGCUUAGAGUAUUUUGCAGGGAGAAGGCGCCUGUGGCUGGUAUUUCUGUUAAAGAGCAUUUUGAGAUCAAUGUCGUCCCAUUGACUAUAGGAUUAACGAAGAAAUUUUUCAACACGAUGUUGAAAUUUUGUUUUCCGGAGAGAGAUCCUGAUGGCAUUGAGGAACCACCUGUUCCCCAAAGGGACUCGUCUUUCUAUGUACCCAUUGAAAGAAGAGAAGAUGUAGAGAAAAUGAAAGAAAGAGCCGAUAAAAAUAAGUUAUUCAUUUACAUAAAAAUACCGGAAGUACCUGUCCGAGUAUCUUACAAGGGUAACAAAGAAAAGAAUUUAGAAGACGUACGAGAUUUCGCUCUCGUUAUACCGACGUUGGAGUAUCACAACGUAACAUGGACAUGGCUCGAUCUUUUAUUGGCCAUGAAAAGCGACUCGAGACGCGUAAUUCUCAGUCAAGCAAUCAAGCAAAAGUUGCAAAUCAAACCAAGAGGUCCACAAGAGGAGGUGACUCCUCAAGAAGAAGAUAAAGCUCGACUUCUGCUUGGAGCUAGGCAUCUGCCGGGUGAUGCGAGAAAAAAAAGCGUCUUUAAAUUUAAAUAAGUAAAUUGUUUGCAAAUUUUAAGAUUGACUUAUGCGAUAGUGACAUGACUGAACUCGAUUUUUAGAGGACUUGUAACAAAAUUUGACUCUUCGACUUUCAAUAGAGUAUGCGAAUCCGUUAUUUUUAUAAAAAUAUAUUUCUAUAUCCUUGUACGUUUGUAAGAGUUUUGGCAAUAUCUGUUUGACCGAGACUCGCUUAUUUAAAAAUUGUAUUAUAUGUAUACAGGUUGUCAGGAGUGUAGAAGGUAGAGGCUUCAUUCGUAUUAAUUAGACGGUAUUUGGAUUCAAGUGAAUUUAAUUAUGUAUUUUUUUACAGUUCCGCAUUAACUUUAUUUUAACACAGCUGGCUGUUUAAUUGAUUAUUUCGUUACACUAAAUACAAUAGAAAAUAAAGAUUUUUAAAAUACUA
Messenger RNA from Nasonia vitripennis (jewel wasp), 6980 nucleotides. RefSeq names its product protein KIAA0100 (gene hob). The transcript is spliced from 20 exons. Lineage: Eukaryota; Metazoa; Arthropoda; Insecta; Hymenoptera; Pteromalidae. Bases 293 to 6571 code for a protein of 2092 amino acids. The record is from RefSeq and is a predicted model, not a curated record.